Molecule: messenger RNA, 1581 nt
Organism: Ogataea polymorpha
Lineage: Eukaryota; Fungi; Ascomycota; Pichiomycetes; Pichiales; Pichiaceae
Exons: 1
Coding region: 1-1581 (526 amino acids)
Biological process (GO): regulation of DNA-templated transcription
Molecular function (GO): DNA binding
Source: RefSeq, a predicted model, not a curated record
AUGCCUCUGGAGCCGGUGGCUUCCAGAGACCAGGAGAUGCGCUUUUUAGACAGCAACAGGCAGCUCAAAAACGAUGUAUACAACUACUACAAUGUGUCCGGCACAAACUACAAAGGUCCUCCUGAGGUGGAACGAAUCCAGUUGGCAUUUGAAUCUGGCAUUGACGAAGAAAUUGAUUACUAUCUUGGACACCUUGUGUUUAUUUCCAAGGACAAUCCGGAACUUCUAAAGUUCAAGAGCGGUUUUGCAUUUUUAAUUGAGCCUCUAUCACGGUUUUUUGAUUGCAAAGCCUUUGAUCCACAGGCAGAAAAUGGGGAUAUCAAUAGAUCACUUGAUGCUGCUUUGAUAAUCCGCAAUACUGUCCAAGACAUUGACAACUCGCAGGUCAUUUCAAUGAAUUUCAAGAUCAAAGAGGUCCUCAUGAAGAUUGUGAACCAUCCUGUUAUUUUGGAUAAUUGUUUUACUAGCGAAUCAUAUGAGCAACUCAAAGAGCUCCUAAGGUACUCGAUGGAUAUCAUAGAGGCGAUCUCUUCAUAUUUGGCGCCUGCCCCGCUAGACGAUCCCAUGUUUUUGUCCCUUACAAAUCUUCUACAAACCGUGCAAGAUCGAUCUGUGAUAAUCACCGCACUCAGAUCAUUGAGUAGACUCAUGUACAACACCAGAAAGGAAGGCGAUGCUGCUGAUCAUCUAGACGAUGAGCUUGUGGACCGCGUGGUUUCAUACCUUGCUUUUGCCGUGAAUGAGGACAAUGAUAACGAUGAGUUGCUCAUUACGGCGUUGGAUUUCUUAUAUCAAUUCAUCUUGCCAGGACGGUCGGCAAAGCUUUUGAAGAAUCCUACAAACUGCUUUGUCUUGCAAACUUUUCUUCCGAGACUUCUGACUUACAAGCAAAAGUACAAAACUGAAUUCACGCAGGAAAUGCCUAUGUUGAAGCUUGCAAAAAGAUCGAAAGAGGAAAGUCCGGCAAACCCUCCUACUUUACCAGAAAAUCUAAUAGCCUCCCUGAACAAUCUUCCGGAACCCAACAGGGCCACAGCAUGGAUGAGAUGCUCGUAUAGGGCGACCGAGGAAGGAGAUGUGACACAGAUUUCACUAUGGAGAUCAUAUGAGGCACAGUUUCAAAAGUAUUCUUCAGCAGGAUCCAACUUGCGCUUGCUUCCUGCCGUUGAUUUUAUCAAAAAUGUACAACACGCGUUUCCAAAUUCCAAUGCAAUGGUAUUGACUUUACCUGACGGUACGCGAAAAUUCAUCAUCAAGGGAAUUGAGCCCAGAGCUGUACCUGUCGAUAUAGAUCAAGGCAAGGUUGAGGCACUGACAGAUAGAGCUACCGCAUCGGACCGUGGUGGAAGUUCCAAGAACAAUAUGCAAGAACCAUACCAUCCAGUACCAUACAGUUUCAACGACAGCCUUGCCUUGACGGAAAUAAAUACCUCCGCUAGUUUGUUGAUUACUGAGCUGCUUGCGACGAAAAAAGGCCAGGAGCUAUUUGUUGGACACAAAGAAAAGUUGCUAGACAGUGUACUGAAGGUUCCUAAGCUUUUGCCUUACAUCCACGAGGCGCUUCAAAAACUAAAUUAUUAA